AGACACUCAUGACUUAAUCACUUCCCAAAAGCCCCCACCUCUUGAUACUAUCACAAGGAGGAUUAAGUUUCAACAUGAACUUUGGAGGGUCACAUUCAAAUCAUAGUUCCUCCUGCCCUUAGGAAACUUACAGACUACUGAGGAGACACAGUGCCUUGUUGUUGGUACUUUUGCUAAGCACUGUGAAGGAAAGACUCAAAUGACAAGAAGGGGCAGCCUUGAGAACAGCAAGGGGGAGAGAGUUCCAGACAGGGAGCCACACAUGCAAAGACCCUGGGGUAGAGUAAAGGCCGAUGGGCUCACAGGGUAACUGGAACACAGGUGAGGGCCAAGAUAAAGCUGGAGGCGCCUAGGUUGGGCAGAGCCCUGCAAACCGUGGUAAGGGGUAAGAACUGUAUUCUAAGAGCAGUCGGAAACUGAAUGAGAUCCCUCCAUCUGCUGUGUGCAGGGACGGGAGAGGGGCUAGGAGUGGAAUUUGGGGCAGAGGAUGAGAAGUCAGGCAGGACUGAAUCUGUGGUAGUGGUAGGAGACGAAUGUGCGAGGGCCUUGAAUGAAGGGCUUGGUUUCCUUUUAGAAGCACGUGGGGUAAGGGGAAGGAAAGGAAUGAAGCCUCAGCCCAGCCCGGCUUAGCGUACCAGGCCCCAGCAGGGGAGCAGGGUGCACAUCAGCACCUGCAAAGUACUUUUUACAGCACCCUGAGUGCUGGCAUCUACAGUGGCCCAUUUCAUAGAGGAAGAAGCAGGCACAGAGAGGUCAGGUGACUGCCGCCCAUGCCGUCCUGCCUUCCACAGGCCCUGCUGCAUGCCCUUGGAGGCAAGGAGUGGAGAAGAAAGAGGCCAGGAGCAGGCAUAGGUCCCUGCCUCCCGUGAACAUAUAAGCAGCCCAGCGGGGCACAGACAGCUCUGUGCCAGGGUCACAUCCUGUGAGCCAAAGCGUGAACUCAGGCUGGGAGGAGUGCAGAUGAGGGAAAGGGCGUAACCAGCCUGGGAUCAGGGAAGGCCCCGGAAGUGGUGGCAUCUGAGCCAAGCCUUGAAGGCUGGGGAAGGUCAGACAUAGGACGCUAGGCACCUGGGACUCGGACAAAGGCCGGCAGGUCAGAGAGGCCAGGACAGACUCCAGGACUAGAGAGUGGCCCUCCUGGGUGGUACCUGCAGGGGAGUGGUGGGACCCGGGGCCGGCACAGCAGGUGGGCUCCUGGGGCGCCUCUGCAUGGAGUGGUCCUGCAGGCCAGCAGAGGCCCCAGAGACCCUCGAGAUGGGGAAACGACAAGGGGCUGGGUUUUCACGCGCUGAAUGCGUGUCAUGAACGAGUCAUGAGUGGUGACGGGCAGAAAGAAGUCCCUUCUGGUUCUUUAGACUCUGAACUUUGUCCAGAUUCACAGCACGGCUGAGGAGGGUCCUGCAUGCCAUGGGCCUGCUUGCCCCCACCUCAGGGCCUCAGCACGUGCUGUUCCCCUCUGCCGCGUGCUCCCUGGCUCGCACCUCUCUCCGGCACACCCCCGCCAUCUUCCCUAGCACGGGCCCCUGUUUUGCUCUUAGGUUAGUUUGUUUUUGGCAUCCAGCAGGACAGGGAUUUUGCAUCACCGCUAUAUCUCCAGGACGCGUGCCAGGCACUUGCUAGGCUCUUGGGAAAUGUUUGUCAAUUGAAUGACUGAAUCAGACCAAAGUCCCCCCCGUUUAGGGAUGGCCAAACUCAAUCCAGCAGGAGGAAGUCAGCUGCCCAGCCCGCAGCCAGCCAGUGGCAGAGUUGGGAGUGGAACUCUAGGUCGGGCCCUUUCUGCUCCACCUCACAGCCUGGCGAGGGCAGACCGAGAGAUGACCUGGGGACGGAGGGGGACAGAGCUCAAAGGAGCAUCCCACAUACCACACAGCUUAUGCAACAGCCCCUCCUCCUUGCUGUGGUCUUCACACCCUGACGGUCCUGCGGUCCUUGGAGUCAGGGGAACCUCUGGGGAACUGGUGAGCUCAGAGACUUGGAUGUGCUGAAUGCUGCCCACGUGCCGGUCCUGGGACGAAAGCAGGAAGCAAAGCAGCCCCCGUCCUUGCUUCCUCAGAGCUGCUGCCAAAGAGGUCUCCGAGCAGGAGGUGUGAGGGCUGUGAGUGCACAUAGUGGUGCACCGGGCCCGGGAGAGGUGGCACCGUGGAGAAGUGACAUCCAUGGGCAGGAGUUAGCUCAGGCACCUGGGAAGCCAGGAGCUUCCAGGCAGACGGACCAGGGGACUUUGUGCAGCUGCCUGUGCCCAUCAUCCAGCAGCUGUACCACUGGGACUGCGGCCUGGCCUGCUCCAAGAUGGUGCUGCGGUACCUGGGCCAGCUGGACGACGGUGAGUUUGAGAGCGCCCUGCAGGAGCUGCGGCUGACCAGGAGCAUCUGGACCAUUGACCUGGCCUACCUGAUGCGUCACUUCGGCGUGCGGCACCGCUUCUGUACCCAGACCCUGGGCGUCGACAAGGGCUACAAGAACCAGUCCUUCUACAGGAAGCACUUUGAUACGGAGGAGACCCGGGUGAACCAGCUGUUUGCACAAGCCAAGGCCUGCAAGGUGCUGGUGGAGAAAUGCACAGUGAGCGUGCAGGACAUCCAGGCGCACCUGGCGCAGGGCCAUGUGGCCAUCGUGCUGGUGAACUCAGGGGUGCUGCACUGCGACCUGUGCUCCAGCCCUGUCAAGUACUGCUGCUUCGCCCCCAGCAGCCACCGCUGCUUCUGCCGCACACCCGACUACCAGGGCCACUUCAUCGUCCUGCGCGGCUACAACCGGGCCACCGGCUGCAUCUUCUACAACAACCCCGCCUACGCCGACCGAAUGUGCAGCACCAGCAUCAGUAACUUUGAAGAGGCCAGAACCAGCUAUGGCACAGACGAGGACAUCCUCUUUGUCUACUUGGACAGCUGACAGCUGGAGCCUGGUGUGCCCAGGCCCUCAGACCCCAUCCCCACCGCAUCCGGGCCCACUCAGGAUGCCCCGGUCCAGGCCCGGGGCUGCUGGAGCCGGGAUGCGGAGCUGCAGCCUCAGCCCAUCUGGCAAAGCCCCAGGCAACUCUAGGAGGUUGUGACAAGGCUGCUGCGUCUGCUGGUGCUGUGUGUUGCCGUGCUGCUCACCCUGAGCACCUGCUGGGUGCUGGAAGCGUCCCCAGAGCAUCUGAGAGGAGCCUUCCCCCAGGACCCUGGGCCCGACUCCAGCCGUGCCCAGAGAAGUCCAGCCCCAAGGGUGCCCUUCCUGCCUUCGAGCUGGACCCAAGACUAGGGAGAGGCCUAAGCUAGUCUCCCCGUAGACGCUGGGACUGAGCCUGGGGAGAGAAGUCGCUUGAUGGAUACCAGUUGUCAAGACAGCAUCUGGGUGUUCGGAGACAGUGUAGCUGA
Messenger RNA from Lemur catta (Ring-tailed lemur), 3359 nucleotides. It is a transcript of the gene GUCD1, whose product is annotated as guanylyl cyclase domain containing 1. The record is from RefSeq and is a predicted model, not a curated record. Bases 2290 to 2892 code for a protein of 200 amino acids. NCBI's taxonomy places the organism in Eukaryota, Metazoa, Chordata, Mammalia, Primates, Lemuridae. The transcript is spliced from 6 exons.